UGCAAGGUACAGAGAAAACCGAGGCGCAUAAGCUGUUGUUAUAACAGUCUCUUCCUCUCCCCAUUAUCUUAUAGAGGCUUGGCUGUUGAAACCUGCGAUUUCAGAUACACAAGAACCUAGUCACUCUCCUGAAGCCCAAGAACCAUGUGACCAGCAUGGGUCAUGUGAUUCUGUAGCGCGGUCGCUUAAGUGUGUUACCUAGACAACUGUCAGGCCCCACCAGACAAGAACAGGCGCAAUCAGCUACAAAGAGCUGUCAGUUUGGCAUGCUUGCUUUGGGCAGUGAAAACUAUUGAAUAUGGCUCAUUAUUCCAAAGAAAAGCUGGAUGAAGAAUUUGAACAGUUCAUGAAAGAGCUUUCAGAUGAUUCUGUUGAAAGUUCAAAUAAAACAUCUGGUCAGUCUGAGAAAGUCAUGAAGAAGAAAGACAUAGUGCCAUGGUGGAUGACUGAAGAUGACUUUGAAGAUGGUGGACUGCUUGGAACAAAUGUAAGCUAUUUGAAAACCAAGACGAUUUCUCAGCCUAUUAUGGAACUAGAAGAGGAAUCUGCAGAAAAGAUUCAAUUUCUUAAGAGCAGUGGGACCUCUGUCUUAAGUGCUGACAGCUUAGAAACAAAUGAGAUAAUAGUUUCUGAAGUCAAUCAUAGUGUUAUUGGAUUGGGAUUGGACACAUUAGAAGAACAAGAGGAAAAAGAACAAUUUUUUGCCAGACUUGAGAAAGGCUUAACAUCAUCCAUUGACUAUUCAAGAUUAAAUAAGGAAUUGGAUUCAAAUGACUCCACUCAUUUUAAAGCACUACAUAGCAAUCAAGCUAACUUUGAACUAAUGGAAGAGAAACAUGAAGAUGAAUCAAAACAUGAAGAGCUGUCAGAAGAUUAUAGUGAUGAUUUUGAAGAUGAAGAUAAUGAUACACCUUUGAAAACUAAAGAGGAAGAGACUAGUUCCAAAGAAAAUUUCAAGUCGCAUAAAGGAGAAGAGAAAACUGGCAUGCUUGCUAAUGUGGUCCUGCUUGAUUCUUUAGAAUCCAUUGCAGAGGUCAAUCUUGAUGAAGAGGAUAAAGCAACAUCUAAGUCCCAGGCCCUGCCAGAAAUGAUUGAUAAUGAAAUGACAGGGACAGUAGGUGUUUCUUAUGGACAAAGCAAUAGUGACAUUGAAGCUCUACAUCAAGCUUAUCAUCAUGUCGCCCAUUCUUUGGGAGAUACGGAUGAACAAAGAAUUGAGGGUUCUGCAGUAGAAAAUAUCAAGAACUCGGUGAAAGAUCAUCUUCAAGAAAAUGAAGAAUCCUCUAAAAAUAUUUCUACUACAGAAUCUGAUCUGCCCACAGUAGAAGAGCUGAUGAAACCUAUCAAAAUUGAUGCUUUUGGGGUCAGUGGUUUUGACUUCAAAUCUAUCAGCUCUAAGAAACUGGCUGACAAUAAAGAAACUGAAUUUAUUAACCCUUCACCUCUGAAAAUAAACCCAAAUGUUAUGUCUCAAGAGGCACAAAAUAUAAGCCAAUUUUUCAACAAAAAUGAAGAAAAUAUUGUUUUACAGAGAACAAAUGAAGGUAUAGAAAAUAGCUGUCUAAGUGCAAAUACUACAGAAGAACAUAUUGAUAGAAUGUACCUUGAUAUUUUGAGGAAAAAAAUAUCUACUGCUCCUUCAUUACCUCAGGAUGACAAAAUUAAAAAGACCUCUAAAUCUCAGAUCAGUUCUGGAGAAGAAGAAGCAGUAAGUGAUAAACAGGUACCAUACAAGAAGGCCAAAAGUGCACCACCUUUACUUAAAAGAAAACCCCUGAGUGGAUUAUAUGCCUCAGUUAGAAGUUCAGGAUAUGGCAAACCUAGUUCACCAUUCAAGACAUUUUCUACUCUUGAAAAGAAAACCUCAAAGGAUAUCAUGAAAAACAAAAAUGUAAGGACUGUCCCCACCUCAAAUCAAGCUCGGAAAAAAGAAAUCUUCUCUGGAACAAAACUCAUUAGGCCUUCAGGACUGAGUAAACCAGUUUCCCAAACUGAAAGUAUUCUAGAUACUCCUAAGAAGUCAGAAUAUCAUCUAGAAAUUGAUUCCUGUAUUCAGUUUCAUAAUGAUUCUUCAGGUUACCAAGGUGAGAACAAGGAAACAGAAUUACUUAUGUUUAAAAGAGUUCAAGAAACAGAGGAAAAAUGGAGAGGUGCACAAGCCCUAAUUGAGCAAAUUAAAAUUACAUUCUUGGAAAAAGAAAGAGAACUCGAAAAGAAAAUGGAAGAACUAAAGAGCAAACAGGAAAAGGAACUCUUCAAACUGAACCAGGACAAUUACAUUCUUCAAGCCAAGUUAAGUAGCUUUGAAGAAGCAAACAAAAAACAAAGGUGGCUACAUUUUGAAACAACUGAUCCUGCUACUGGAGAAAAAUUGAAGCAAAUCCAAAAAGAAAUACAAGAACAGGAGACACUUCUUCAAGGAUAUCAGCAGGAAAAUGAAAGAUUAUAUAAGCAAGUGAAAGAUCUCCAAGAACAAAACAAGAAAAAUGAAGAGCAAAUGUUCAAGGAAAAUCAGAAUUUGUUCAGCGAGUUAGCUUCCUUAAAAGAGCAGCUGAACAAAAAGCGUUUCCUGUCUCAAGUAGUUGAAGAUUCAGAACCCACCAGAAACCAGAGUUUUACAGAUCUAUUAACAGAACUGCGAAUGGUACAGAAAGACAAAAGCAGCUUACUGGAAGACAUCAAAAGAUUAAAGCAAGACAAACAAGCUCUUGAAGUAGACUUGGAGAAAAUGAGGAAAGAGAGAGACCAAGCCAAAGACCAGGUUGCUUAUGCCACAGGUGAAAAACUGUAUGAAAUAAAAAUUUUAGAAGAAACCCAUAAACAAGAAGUCACUCGUCUCCAAAAGAGAUUACAGUGGUAUGCUGAAAAUCAGGAACUUCUGGAUAAAGAUGCAAUUAGGCUUAAAGAAGCAAAUGAAGAAAUUGAGAAGCUGAAGCUUGAGGUUGAGAAACUAAAAGCCGAAUCUGGAAGUCCAUCUAUUCAGCAAAAGAUACGUUUAAAAGACAGAGCAGCUGAUGCCAAAAAGAUUCAGGAUCUAGAGCGACAAGUUAAGGAAAUGGAAGGAAUUAUAAAGAGAAGAUAUCCCAAUUCUUUACCUGCUUUAAUAUUGGCUGCAUCAGCAGCUGGUGAUACAGCAGAUAGAAAUACAGUAGAAUUUAUGGAAAGAAGGAUAAAAAAAUUAGAAGCUGACCUUGAGGGCAAAGAUGAAGAAGCAAAGAAAAGCCUUCGUACAAUGGAACAACAGUUUCAGAAAAUUAAAAUUCAGUAUGAGCAGAGACUAGAGGAGCAGGAACAGCUACUUGCCAACGAAUUGAAGGAGGCACCCCAGAACCAAGAGGACAAUUCCUCCAGGGUCAAAGCCUUAGAGAAGGAACUCAACGACCUUAAGGAAGCCCAUCAAAUCACUAUAAGAAACCUUGAGGCUGAGAUCGAUAUUCUUAAAAAUCAGAAUGCUGAUUUAGAACACAAGAAAAAUGAUAAAGAUGAUAAAGAUUUCCAGUCUAUAGAGUUCCAGGUAGAACAGGCACAUGCUAAAGCGAAACUGGUACGACUCAAUGAGGAACUGGCUGCAAAGGAGCGAGAAAUACAAAACCUUUCAAAAACUGUGGAGAGGCUUCAGAAGGAGCGGAGAGUGAUGCUUUCCAACCAGAACUCUAAGGCUAGGGAGGAGGCGACUCCAAAAAGGGUGAAGAAAGAUGUUUUGCUUCCAGGUAAAGGCAAUGCUGACUCCUUCCCUGGAAGCCUGAAUGGCAAACUUUACCAACCAUAUAUUUUUAUGGAUUCCGAUAUUUCAGAGGUCUUACAAGAAAACAGCAGAUUAAAACAUGAACUAGACGGGUUAAUUCUGGAAAGGAAUGAACUGAAGAAGAAAUCUGAAGUAGCGGUGAACCAACUUGAAAAUUCUAUGAGAAGGGUCAAGGAAGAUACUUCAGCACACAUAACAUCUCUCCAAAUAUCUCAUCAGAGGGAAAUAGAGAAACUCCUUUGCCAAAAUGCUGUCGAAAAUUCUUCUUCCAAAGUAGCUGAACUAAAUCGAAAAAUAGCAACGCAAGAGGUACUGAUAAAACAUUUCCAGUAUCAAGUUAGUGAGCUGCAAAACAAACAAGAGUCUCUUAUAGCUUCUCAAAUUCGAGAAGAAAUCCUGCAAAGAGAGAUUACAAAACUUUUAGAAGAAUUGCAAAAAGCCAAAGAAAACCACACACCAGAAAUGAAACAUUUUGCAGACUUAGAAAAAAAAAUUAAACAGAUGGAAAUGAGGCAUGAACAAAGAGAGCAGGAACUUCAGCAGAUCAUAAAGCAGACACGCCAAGUAGUAGAAUCUGAGCAAAGCAGAGAAAUUGAGAAAUGGAAAAGACUAGCCCAGUUAAAGAAUCGUGAGCUUGACAGAUUCCGCACAGAACUGGACUCGAUAUUGGAUGUUCUCCGAGAGCUGCAUCGGCAGGGGGUGAUUGUACCAGUUGCUUUUACAGAUGAAGGGAAUUCACCAGAGUACUAAUAGAGGCUUCUGCUUCAUACAACUGCAAAGAUAAGCCUGCAAAUGGAUGAUGGAUAGACUUGUGCCAUUGUCAGAAAAAAGCUUUUGAAAAUAAGUGUGCGCUGUGUAGCCAGAGAACUAACAACCCAAAAGCAACAUUUCAAAAUAAAUUGCCCGUAUCCAAUAAGGAAAAAAGAAAGCAACAUAGUAUAUAUUACUGAAAAAUCAUAAGCUAGUUGCAUUGUAAAUAUUUAUGGAUAAGGCCCAUAGAUCCAGAUGAGUAGAACUAGUGAGAUUUACUGGGGGGUGGGGGAAGGUUCUUAUUUAUAAGCUAGAUAUGGAGAGAAAGAAAAAAAAUUAUAUACUACCACUGUUGAUCAAGUUUGGAUUUUUAAUUCUUGCUGCUGGAAAAAAAAUAAUCUCUUUUUUAUCAAAGAAGCAUAGAGAAGAAUGUGAGCAGAGCAGUGUGGACAAUUCCAUCAAUCAUUACCUGAAUACUGGAGCUUCCACAAUAAUUUAGACAAGAAUUGUAACUUCCUUACAAGCAGACAGUGAACUCUUGUAUUCUCCCACAUUUCUAGUUCUACCUCUCUCUGCCUCAUUUUUGCACCUGAUUAUUAGGUAAAGUAUUUCAUAAGUGACCAGGGAAUCUAUACAUCUUUUGUAUCUUUUGUGCAAUGUGUCUUAAAUGCCUACUCAUUUUGUAACUCUGAAUUUCAAGAUUAUAAAUAACUUAAUAACAUUUCUGCUUUCUCCAGCUAAAGCAGCAAUACAUGUUAAUUAGGAAAAAAAUACUCUACAAAAGCAUGCAUGAUAGUAACUAAAUUCUUAUUUUAUUUUCUCCAUGUCUAAAUGCAGAGGUUGAGUAUACAGUGUUGAUCAGUUAGAGUUGCAGCCACUUUCAAAUACUCUAAAUGAGUCUGGUCAAUAAUAGGAUAAGGUGAAUUAUAAUAAUUUUAGUUGAAAUUUUCAUAUUAAAGGAUUAAAGAAAAAAUUAAAUUUAUGUAGACUAAUAUUUUAAUAACAAAGUGAAAUUUCAUUUUUUUCGUACUAAAUUUUUUUAAAAUCUUGUAUAAUUUGUGGCAAUCUCAAUUUAGAUUAGCCAUUUUCCAAGUCCCAGUAACAACUUGCUAUUCAGUACCUCUGUAGAACUAUGGUUAUAAAGUGCAAUGAAGCAGUAAUUAUAAAGCAAAGGUUUGUGAGCUCUUAGCAGAAUUGUGGGUAGCAACUGUGAAAUGUAAGAAAUGAAAUUUUUGUAUUAAAGUUUUUUAAUGUCCUUUUCCCUAUAUUGGGUGGAAGAAUUUCAAAUUAUAAUAAAACCUUAACUGUU
Messenger RNA from Erinaceus europaeus (western European hedgehog), 5804 nucleotides. RefSeq names its product centrosomal protein 162 (gene CEP162). The transcript has 27 exons. The coding region runs from base 299 to 4495 and encodes 1398 amino acids. The record is from RefSeq and is a predicted model, not a curated record. Lineage: Eukaryota; Metazoa; Chordata; Mammalia; Eulipotyphla; Erinaceidae. Gene Ontology annotation, cellular component: axonemal microtubule; centrosome; centriole. Gene Ontology annotation, biological process: cilium assembly.